AUGAACACAGCCCUCAUAUUUACCCGGCCCGAGCUGACACGACGUCCCACCGACCUCUCCGCGAUAUCCAAACCCCAAAGGGGCCCGCAGCUCUACAACACAUAUGAAGAACCAAAUACCUGCCUAUCAGCCGAGCCGCAUGAGCAAGCCGUUGACGACGCGGUACAACAUUACUUCGGUUGCAUUGAGGUCUGCCAGCGGCCUAAUUUCUUUGAUCCCCAAACUAAUCAUGUUUGGAUCAAUGAGCGGGAGGUUGCGCGCAAGAAGCUGGUGUUGGCAAUGAGCGGUGCUCAACAAGAUCCUUCCGCAGACGACCUGGAAACAAAGCUUGAGAUGGAGAUGAAGGAGCGGAUGGUCAGCGUGGCGAUUGCAAUCGAGGGACGAUACAAACGAGCCGAGGUGCUGCGCAGAGCUAUCAUGAAAGCUCAAAUCUCCAGCGGGCAGCCAGCUCUUCUCUCCAACGUUGAGCAAAGUCGCUACAAGUGGUUGAGCUCUCGGACCUUCAAAGAUGGUAUUCAAGCCGUUCGGGUGUGGAGGAAAAGCAGUCAAGGGGGAAGAAAAACGACGGACCCAGUUCCUAAAGGGGAAUAUACCGUCCCCAACUCAUCCAGGACGGAGAUCGGUCGCUCUGAGGUUCAAAGCUUUAUCAAGAAACACCGCACCAAUGUGAACAGUGCCAGAGGCGCCGGUGAAUCGGAGUACAGCAUUGAACAUGAUGUCCACGCCUACCUUAUGCAGUUCGAUGUUCAAGAGGCCAAACCCACUGCUUUACCGGGCUCCGAUCAAUCGACUACCGCGAAGCAUUUCUUGAAACCUGCUGACGAUGAGCGCACCGGCAUUCAGGUAAAGGGCACCUUUCCGGACCAACGCAUUUCGAUGAGCCGGCUGUUGAAUGAUGGAAAAGACCUCGGCACCGAAUGCGACCCAAUGGGCCACUGGAAUGUCCUACGGAGGGACAUAAAUAGUGACCCUCCAGCCCCCAACCGAAUCCGAUAUCUUCAUAUUCCUUCCAACAAUAUGGCAUGGGUUGAGAAAGUUAUCGCGAACUACUACGCGGAAAGAAAACAGAAUGUUAGGAAAAAAGGCCAGAGCACGGCUAUUCAGACGUCUACCCAACUGCUCCUCAGACCCCAAUACUGGGAUGGUCAGCAACAAGGUACUCGAAGCGGCAUAGUUCAUGCCCGACAUAUGCGCCCUGUGUGCGAAGUUGUAUCGUCCGAGGCAGGCCAAAUUGAGCAGUCUUCAAAGAAUAUUGUCUUGUUUAUGCCUUACCUGCACUGGGAAACCAACCGUGUACGGAAAACUAUAUCAAGGAUCAUCGACGGUAAUUCGGACAGACAUCGACACAAUGACAGGUCCAAAAAGGAACAGCAAAAAGCACGCCGCGUCGAAAACCGAAGUGAACUUCCGAGACCCGGUGGUAAUAAGUCCGCAGAGAAACCUGGACGAUCAAAUUUCUUAACGCGCGCGCGUCGGCUUACUACCGUGGGAACUCUGACCUCCACGAUUGAACGCAUACUUUUGCCUCGAGAGGUUAACGCGAACGUUGGGAUUGACGCAACAGGAAGGCUACAAGUCAGGAGUGAGCUUGGCCAAUACCUCAUUGACGCUGCUCGACUUUAUGAGGCAAUGUUGAUGUUCAGGGAUCGAAAACUGGUUGAACGGUACCUGUUUCACGAUGCACCUUUCCACCCUCGCCGAACUCUGCGCCAAUGCAUCAACAGAGGAUUCAAGUCAACCGUUUCACGCGACAAGGACCAAACAGUCUGUCAAGAGACUAGCUGCGAUGCGGGGCCCUUUUAUAAGUUCGUGUCAUUACCUACCGACUUCAUGGGAUUAGGCCAAAGAAUCAUCACAGAGAUGGACAAGGCUAAGCAACUUCGGUUGCAACAUCUAUCAACUGCCAGGCCCAUGACAGAGCACUACGCCUAUGCAGAUCCUCACGGCUGUGAAGAGUGUAGGCAAAACAUAAUGCAGGUGCAACGGUUGAUAAUGGUUGAUCAGCUGUGGAUGUGGAUUCUGGAUGAGCAGACAAUCAUUAAGUCCUUCCCUCAGAGCUGGCAAAAAAUUUCUAAACAAACUAUCAAUGGCAUUCACGAGUCAGUCCGGGCACGGCUUAGGCCCCUAGGGACGACGCAGAUUGAUGAUCAGGUUCAAUCUAUCUACGAGAUAGGGCUCAUCAUCCUGACGGAGUGCUGCAGCGUACUGCUUGAUCGUACAAACCUCAACAGCCAGUUUCAAAUUCUCGACACCUUUACGGAGGUUAUUGGACGUGUUCGCAAGCAACACACGGUAAUGCUCAGCCAUCUCAGGCACUGGCUUUCCAGGGCCAGUCUGAUCUACCUCCCGAUAUCAUUCGCCAUAAUUAUCUCCACCAUCAUCAUCGCUUUCAGCAAGUCCUUGCGAGGAAUCGUCUGGUCCAUUUACAACUAUCUCUCUACAGCAGUGGUUGUGCACUUGGGGAUAUACGAGCUUUGGUUUGCGUUUCGCAAUCAAGGACGAUCUCCCCAUGAAAUGUUCAUACGCACAAUGGAGAUGAAAGUUGAUCAAAUGAAGCGCGACGUAGAAAGGGAAAGAAGGCGGGAGGAGCGCGGCAAGGAGUUUCAGAGAAGAACCGGCAAGAAGCUUGACGAACAACCUGAAAAAGAUGAUCGACAACGCUCUGAGGGAAAUUCCAGAAUCAGGCAUCCUUCAGGCCCGAUAGAUGAUGACCCAUUACCAAACACUUCUGAUCAGACUCCAUCGCCAUUCGCUCUUCAGGUUUCAUCACCUGGAGGAACAACAGAACGAGCUUUCACUCCUCGCCAUUCGAACCGGUUCAGCAUUGUACGAUCAAGAGGUGUUCCUGUUACCCUCGAAGAGCAUGAAUUGGACAGCUAUCCACCCGAUAGUUUUGCUCUGGAUAUGACUUCGGAUAGGAUGGGAAGUAGGAUUGUCGAUAGACGCAUGAACGACCGGGAGGAGCAUCUGCCGAAUGGCCAGGACGGAAGACCUGAGCCAUCUUAA
Messenger RNA from Sordaria macrospora k-hell, 3006 nucleotides. The record is from RefSeq and is a predicted model, not a curated record. NCBI's taxonomy places the organism in Eukaryota, Fungi, Ascomycota, Sordariomycetes, Sordariales, Sordariaceae.